Messenger RNA from Corythoichthys intestinalis (scribbled pipefish), 11214 nucleotides. RefSeq names its product creb3 regulatory factor (gene crebrf). The transcript has 10 exons. Gene Ontology annotation, cellular component: nucleus. Bases 769 to 2802 code for a protein of 677 amino acids. NCBI's taxonomy places the organism in Eukaryota, Metazoa, Chordata, Actinopteri, Syngnathiformes, Syngnathidae. Gene Ontology annotation, biological process: response to unfolded protein; regulation of transcription by RNA polymerase II. The record is from RefSeq and is a predicted model, not a curated record. Gene Ontology annotation, molecular function: RNA polymerase II transcription regulatory region sequence-specific DNA binding; DNA-binding transcription factor activity, RNA polymerase II-specific.
UUUGAAUUUUUUGCGUAGCGAUGCGAAGGCUCGCGCUUUGGUGAUUUGGGAUUAUUCGCUGUGUGGUUAGCCUGACAGCUAAGCGCUGAUUGUUGUAUUUGGGGCGGACUGAGGCCGAGUCGAACCGAGCUGCUGCUCCGAAACCGCAAACAAUAACAAAAACAAUGACAGGAGCAGACGCCUUUCCUUUUCUCCUGUUGUUGUUUAAGGGGGCGCGGCGCAUCAUUUAGCCCCCAGCGGACAAACAAACAAUCACAAACAACUUUGAUCAUUUGAACGUAAUUGAAACAGCUUUGUUAGCUUUUAGCGCGGGUGUCCGUCUAAUUCCUGGUUAGGAGUGCUUCUAAUAAAUAAUGCUUAUGUAACGAGUCAUUUGUCACUUUUCACAUCUUGAACACACAAGACGUUUUGCUCGUCUUGUCGAUAGGAUUCCAGUGCUCGUUUGUCGCGUUGACUUCAGCUAGCAGGGUACACGCCCCCCAACACACGCGCGCGACCCGUGCUAGAACAUUCGUUCCUUUCCCGGCUUUUAGUAAAACGCACAACAAAAAUAAUAACCAAGAAUCCAUCUGAGUGUUUUUGGAGGGACAUCUGUCAAGUGGACCAAACGUCACGCGAGUGCGGGUGUUUAUUCGAUACAUUUAGCAUCAACAAGAGCCACGACGCAGAGUCCCCCCGGACCCCUUCCCUCGACCGCCCUCGCACCUCUGGGACUGGACACCGGGCCCAGAGGUUCCCCACCGCUGGAGCGCUAAGCUGUGCCUUGCGAUGCCUCAGCCCAGCGUGAGUGGGAUGGAGCCUCCCUUUGGGGACGACUUUCAGCACUUCUCCUUCGCCGACCAGGCGUUGACCAGCACCGAGCUGCUCGCCAACACCUCAGACCCCGACUUCAUGUAUGAGCUGGACAGAGACAUGAGUCACCGACAGAGCCCGUACGGCGACGGCACGAUGGGCGUGGCCGACGGCGCCAAAGAUUGCGAGGUGGGCGCGGAGCAGCAGCUGAUGAUGGCGCUCGGAGAGUGCGACACUGCUCACGGCGCUCCGGCUUUUGAGCAGUGGGACUCGUACUGGGAGGACCUCACCAGAUAUACACGUCUGACCAGCUGCGACAUCUGGGGCACCAAGGAGGUGGACUUUCUGGGCUUGGAUGACUUCUCCAGCCCGUAUCAGGAUGAGGAAGUGAUCGGCCAGACACCCACUCUGGCUCAGCUCAACAGCGAGGACUCUCAGCCAGUGUGCGAGGCUCUCUGCCCCCCAGCCGAACCUACGCAGCUACCCGCCCCCGACAAGAGGACGCCGCUCCCGGGGUCUUCGUCCCGCCAUUCUAGGAGCCUCGUCCCUGACUUCCCUGAGGGUUUCCGGAAGGCCACCCGGCCGAUCCCCUCUAGCACCGAGACCAUGACCAAGACCCAGGCCCAAUCGCGCCUGGCCCAGGACCAUGCCCCCCAAGUGAAAGGCCAGGCACGAGCGUCCAAGACGGGCGCUCUGUUGGCCAACUUUGACUUUGUCCGAAAAGCCAAAGUCCGCCUGAGUGCUCACAAAGCUCAAACUGACCCCCCAUCGCAGACCUACUUCGAGAGGGCGGAAGUCCCCGCACCCCUCCAGCGCGAUAACACGGUGUCCGUGGCAUCCACAUCAGCCGACGCCGCCUCGCUGGCGACGCCCGCCGGCUGCAGCUUCAAUGCCACUGCUAGAAAGCCUGCCGCCGCGCCUCAGCUGGAAGAUGUCGGCGCCGCCUUGGAGCGCAGCAUACCCGGGGGGCCGGACGGUGGCGCCAGUACCGUGGUGGAAGAGGAGAAGAGCAAAGAAGAAGAACACAACUACUCCUUGUUUCUCACCCGAAGCCGCCUGGCCAGGAGGAGCCUUUCGCAGCUGGAUGAGGAGGAAGAGGAAGAAGAGGAGGAGGAAGAAGAGGAAGAAGAAGAGGAAGACGAUGAGGGCGACGGGCUGGAGUUGGAUGACGAAGACCACGACGAAGACCACGAUGAAGGCUUCGGGAGCGAGCACGAGCUGUCCGACAACGAGGAAGAGGACGAGGAUGAAGAUGAGGACUAUGAGGCCGACAAGGACGACGACAUGAGCGAUGCCUUCUCAGAGCCUGGCUGCGACGUGUCCCUCCUAGAGGACGUGAAAGGUUUGACGGCUGGCGUGUCGAGCCGCAAGCGAGGCAAACGUCGCUACUUCUGGGAGUACAGCGAGCAGCUGACGCCAUCCAAACAGGAACGCAUGCUGAAACCUUCCGAGUGGGACCGUCACACUCUGCCCAGUAACUUGUACCAGAAGAACGGGCCACUGCACGGGAAAUACGCACUGAAGAAGUCCCGGCGCACUGACGUGGAGGACUUGACUCCGAACCCCAGGAAGCUCCUGCAGAUCGGCACCGAGCUGAGAAAACUCAACAAGGUGAUCGGCGACUUGACGCCCGUCAGCGAGCUGCCGCUCACCGCCAGGCCGUGGUCGCGCAAGGAAAAGAACAAGCUGGCGUCCAGGGCGUGUCGUCUGAAGAAGAAAGCGCAAUAUGAAGCCAACAAGGUGAAGCUGUGGGGACUCAGCACAGAAUACGAUCGUCUUUUGUUUGUCAUCAACGCCAUCAAGGAGGAGAUCGUCAGCCGAGUAGAGGACUCGUCCCCUCGCGCCAGUAACAUGAGCGACACACUGGAGAGGAUGAUUCAGGAAAAACUUGUGUCGCCACCUGUCGCCGGGCAGACUUCGGACUUCGUCAACAAGAUCUUGGAGAACACAGGAUGCGGCGACCCCACCGGCGGACUGGUGGGCCUGCGGGUGCCCACCUCCAAAAUGUAAAUGGGCGUGGCCUCAGUCUUCCCGCCCUGCUGUUCCCCUUAUAACCACGCCCCCUUUGCAUGCCCCUUACCACCCGGCGUCCAUGCACACGUGUCGUCACACGCUCCGGCUUCCCGCCCCGCCCCGACGACCGGAAAAGGCCUCGACGUAGUUUGGUGCUAGUUCUACAUGGGUGGGGCAGAAGGGCGUGAGACUGCGAGGAAGAGGAAGUGUAAAAUGAAGAUGGCUCCGCCCCCCCCCUCUUGUACAGUAGACGUGAGUGGGUUCAUGCUAGUGUUUCGAGUGAUCCGAUUCUAUUCAUUGUGCCUUGUGUGUGUGUGUGAUGGCGGGAGAAGUUCUUGUGCGUGCGUGGAAGGAAAUGUUGUGACGUGUUCAAAGAUCUUGUGAAUGUGCGUAAAUACGAGAGCUCUGCUUGCGCGAUGCCACAGAGUCACUGUAUGUAUGCGUGAGCGCUUGUGGGGAGGCCUCUGCAAAAGGUGACCGUUGCUUGUCGGUACUCUCCAGGUGGGCGAGGCUAAGAGGUAUUUUGUUCGUUACAAAGGAAUAUUUGCACACUAUUAAUCUAUUUUCAUUGAUUGUUUUGUACCAAAGACACAUGCAACAAAAUGGCGAGCCAGCCAGGCAACGUAAGGUUUUGCACAGCUUACAUGAUGCCGUAUUGAAUGUAGACGUGGGGAGGGGUGGGAGGUCUUGUGGGGGGAAAGGGGGGGCCGAGAGAGCCCAAUGGAACUGUGAAGCUCGUUGGGUCCACUAACGGAACAUUUCUUUUCAGUCCGCGUUACAAGCUAACUGUGCUAAGUGCGCUAACUAGAUAAGCUACCUUUUUAUUUGGAGACGUCACCCACACAAGAACCAAAAGGCCCCACGGCCCUGCCCCGUGUUUUGACUUUUUUUUUUCUUUUCUUAUGUUUUUUUCUUUGGGAGCAAGCGUGGCACCUUCCAACGUGUAAAGCUGGACAUGCACGGGCAGGAAAGCGAUAGAACACACAAAGUAAAAUGAUCAUCCAAUCAUCCAGUUUGAUUGCUACCAGCCCCCAGUUGGAAUGAAUGGGACUUGUUCUAUAAUUUAUUGAUUUCAAAACUUAUUUAUUUAACUGCCUAAAUGCAACUCAACUAACCCUACAGCGCUAACCCUUUUAGAGCAUUUAACGGAUCUUUAAAGGCAACAGAAUAAUUUAUACAUAUAUUUUUGCAAUUAUCUUUAAAUGUUUAGAAUGCCGUGAGAAUUAAAGAUUCAACCUCACAUUAUAGGGGGGUUUCCCAGUUAUACCAUAUUAUUAAGUAGCAAUUAGCACUGAUUUCCACAAACGUCUCGGCGUCGUGUACGUCCAGCUUUCACGUCCCCUGUGCGAUGGGGGCAAAAAAAGAAAACUUACAAAAAAAAAAAAACAACCACAACAAAAAACUUAGUACUAUUUUUGUACUUGAGCUGCAAGAUGGCUCUCCGGCAGUGAAGGUUUUAAAUAGGUGAGCGGCAGGAAACGCUUACAUUCCCAGGAAAGUAGACGCAUCAAGUUGACAUUCAGAGUUUCAGAAUGUUUUUUUUUUUUUUUCCUGCAUCGUGAGAUUGAAUAGCAGCUUGUGCUACACAUGCAUACGUAUAUAUGUAUUCAAUGUAGAAAUCUUUUAUAUUUUUACCGACCGAUGUGGUUCCGUCUGAAGAAGGGAGAACUUGGUGCUCUUUGGGAAUGAUAAUCCAAGAAUCUUAUUUGACUCGCUUUCCUCUCCUCUCCCGUCCAGUUCCACUUUUGUAAAUAGUCACAAAGUUAAGUGUGCUUGAUAUCUACAAUAUAGAAGAGUCAAUAUAUAUAUAUAUAUAUAUAUACAUACAGUACAUGUUAAGAAUAUUAUAUAUGUUUAACGCAAUUGCACUUUGUCCAAAAAAGAAAUUGAAAAAAAAAAAAUACAAAGAAAAAGCAAAGCAUUUUUCUUCCAUUUGCUGCUAAAAAGGCCUCGUGUGAAUGCUGCAAGUGUACUUGAUAGGCCGCUCCUUGUGGACCCGUCAAUCACCUGGGGCGCUGUGGUCUUUCACCUAUGAUUAGGGCUGCGACCUUGGACUAUGACCUGAAUCGGUGCGGUCCACGACCCGGUCCGUGACUCGGUCUAUGAAACGAAUUGGUGCAGUUUCUGACUUUGGUGUCCUUGCCCGGUGCGGUCUAUAACCUGGUUCAGGAUUCGGUCUGUGACCAGACUAGGCUCGGUUUAUGACCUGGUGACCUGGAUAGGAGCAGUCUUAUCACCUGAUCCGUGACACGGUCUGAGUGCGGUCUACGAUCCGGUCCCGGGAAGCCGUGGCGGUGAUCCAUUUGCCUUGAGAUGAGGUUUCCUAUGGAAAAAGUGAUUGUGCUUUGACUUUCUUCAGGGUGAUGUACAGCUUAGAGAGCUAUAUUGUUAGCGUUUGUAAACUGAUUUCUACUUGUGACUUAACGAGGGGGCGGGGCUUAGAAGUUCUAUAUCACUGUACUGUAUAUGGCACGCCAACAACCGAGACUCAAUCUGGACUUUAUGGCCUUCUCUCAAACUACUUUUCACGCUCGACAAUAAAUCAACACAAAAGACGGCGACGGUCAACGUUAACUCAAAAGCGACUGAAGUAGCAAACUUUGCCAGUACUGUGGGAGGGUCAACCGCCGGCUGACUGGCUGUCAAGUGUGUGCGUGUGCGUGCAUGUGUUGGGAUAAGACGGGAACUCUGUGGCAUUUUUUCCAGUUCCGGAAAAGAAAGAGAGAAUUCCCGCCAGUAAAUGUUGUUCUCUUCUUUGGAGGUGUUGACGUGUGCUACUUUGUCAAAUAAUAAACGUGGAUGCUGAAGCUCUUCUUCAGCCAAUCAGGGUCCUUACCUUCUUGUGUGUGAUCAAGUGGGCGUGGUCAGUGUCAAUCAAUCAUCGUGUUGCAAUGCAGGCCGAGGCCGGUUUUGUUUUUCGCUAAUCCUUGAGACUAGCUCAGCUCUGCCCUCUAAUGGAGGGAUGCCCAAUGUUCAAAUCGGGUUAAAUGUCCAGACGAAGCGCCACAAUUCAGUUCAACAAAUUCCCACAAAGCACCUCUUACAAUGCUUGAGCACAAAAAAGCAAAUUUGUCACAUAUUAUAACUAAUCCUACAAGAAAUGAACCGUUUUUUUCCGUGAAAAAGUUUGGACAUCCCUGCAUUUGCGGCCUCAUUUUCAAUUGUCAAAAAGUAUACCUAUUUUCAGGUAAGCGUCCCGUUGUUGCCCACCCGCCAUGCUUUUCGGUGUUUUUUUUUCUUCCACCUAACCACUUUGGGGGAGUGGCGUGAGGUCAUGUGACCAGACGCUACGACCACCACGAGAAGGCGGCGCCCGCCUGGGGGAAGACGCCCCAGUAUGCGCGGCGUCGGUGCCUUAAUGUCAACACAGCAACGUAUUUUCAGUUUUUGGUGACUUCCUACGCCCGUUGCGCCACCCUAAAAAAAUUCUAUAGUUCCCAAAACAAGUUGUUGUUGGGAAAAUUGAAUUCAUUGGAUGCUGCUGAUGGUAAUAGACGUCCAAUCCAUUUGGACUGGGAGGGGGCGAAUGAACGGAUGUUCAUUCGCCCCCUCCCAGUUCAAAUGGAUUGGACAUCUAUUAGCGUUAAUGGGUGUUUUUUUUUUUUCUUAUGUAAAUGUUCUUUUACUAACUACCACAGCACAUACUCUGUAAAUACUAUACACAGUAUAUAACCGGGGUUAGCAGUGAUUGUUCAAUAUAAGCCAUUGCGUACAGAUAUUUAAUUCAUUUUAACAGUUUUGCAACAACAAAAUGCUAAUCAACUAAUUCAUCCACAUUUAUAUUUUAUAUAUGUACCGCAUUGGCCCGAAUAUAAGACGGCCCUGAUUAUAAGACGACCCCCUUUUUUCAAGACUCAAGUUUUGGAAAAAAAAGACUUUUUGAACACCAAAUUAAUUUUUAUACAGAAAAUAAUUACAGUACAUCUGAAACAAAUGAUUAUAACAAUAUAUUUGAGAGAAAAAGCAUGUUAUUUUGCCUCAUUCAAAUCUUAAUAUCUGAACAUUUAAAUAUGUAAACUAAAGUGCAAUCACAUUCGUAAAUGAAUGGCUUCGGGUUUUUGAAAUGUAAAUAAACCAAUCUAAUGUGAUAAAACAACAAAAUUGCAAUUACUGCAUUAACCAUCAAAGUGAGGUCUAACUGUAACUGUAAUCUUGAAACAAAUCUGAAUAAAAACAUUGCAAUAAAAUAAUACAAACUGGUUAAACGAGAGUAGCUGAGAUCUGGCAUUACAGAACAUUACUCCUCAAGUUCAGCAUUCGCUUAAUUAAUAUCUGGCGCCAUCUAGCGUCACGAAUGGGUAUAAUGUCUAGGCCCCAAAUAUAAGACGGCUCCCACUUUUUCAGUGUUAUUUCAAUGCAAAAAACACAGUCUUAUAUUCGGGCCAAUACGGUAAUUUAUUUUAACAGUUUUGCAACAACAAAAUGCUACUCAACUAAUUCAUCCACAUUUAUAUUAUACAUAUUUUUUUAUUAAGAGUUGUCCGAUAAUGACUUUUUCAGCGAUAACCGAUGUAUGUUGUCGUGAAUUUAACAUAGUUGUAUUGUGAUGCCCCACUGAAUGCUUUAACAAUGAUAACACUCACAUGAUAAAUCCCAAGAAACUUAGUUUGGAGCCCUCUAAUGGUCAAUAAGCAUAACUGCUGUGCUAAAUUGUGACCUGCCCUUGUACAAAGGCAGAAGGCUUCUGCAUUGACUUUGAACGGAACAUGUAUAUUGGCCCAAAACCAAUAUUAAAAACCGAUGUCGAUAUUCAUUUAAAAUGCUUUUAUCAGCCAAUAACAUCCACUACACGAUAAUAUCGAAUAACUCUUAAAGGGGAAGUUCGGAAUUUUUGACAACAGGCUAAAUCUUUGAGUUAGCGAGGGUUUAAUUAAUCACUGGAAUUGAUUUCAUAAAAUUCCAUGUAAUUUGUUAGUUAAUUGUUAGUUUCAGGGCUCUGGAGUGGCAUUUUGAAUUUAUUUAACUAUAUUGGAUCUGUUCGUAGAUCUGUAUAAUUUUGUAUUGGCAUGCUAAAUUGGUCCGAAUGAGUCGCGCUAGCUUAGCCACUCCAGAGCCCCGAAACUAACAAAUAACUUACAAACCGCACGGAAUUUGUUGAAAUAACUUCACCAUCUAACUAAAAAUGAAAGCUAAUGUCAAAAAUUAUGAACUCUCGCUUUUUGUUAUUUUUUAACUAUUAUUUUUCAGAAGUACCAUAUUUGCUGUUACUAAAAUCUAAUUUGAACCUCAGAAUAUUAAAUUUGGGAGGGGGAAAGGCUAAUGAAGGAUUUUACACAAAACAAUUUUGAUGUAAAAUAUUUCCCUCCUAGAUUCAAGAUGAGAGGUAAAAUAGUCACUCACUUUUAAACGUUGCACUUCCAAAUGUAUCCCCAAAAAUGUCAAAAACUGUCAGCUAAACAAUCAUAAAAUGGAAACAAUGUGAUGUUAUCAUAGUGUAAUUUGAAAUGUGAUUGUGACAAAAUAUAAUAGAUAUACCUAAAAUAAUAAUUGGUGUAAAAGAAGUGGAAAAUUGCAAGGAAAUAGUAGUGCUAACUACCACAUGGAUACUCUAGGACUGCAGCUAUCAAUUAUUUUAGUAUUCGAUUAAUCGAUGAACUAGUUAGUUUGAAUAUUCGAGUCAUCGGAUAAGGAACAUAAACAGUUAUAAUACCUGAACUGAGCCUCAAACGGUAUAAAAAAAUAAACCAAAUAACAAUUUGCUAACUUACAUAGCAAAAGUUCGCUAGCUUAAAUGCUCUAAAAUGCUAAGUUUUUUUUUUUUUUGCUCACUUUUAAAUGUAGCACUUCCAAACGUAUCCCCGAAAAUGUAAAAAAAAUUUCAGCCAACCAAUCAUAAAACAGAAACAUUGUGAUGUCAUCAUAGGCUAAUUUUAAAUGUGAUUGGCACAAAAGUGACUAGAUAUAAUACAUAUACCUAAAAUAAUAAUUGGUGUAAAAGAAGUGGAAAAUUGCAAGGAAACAUUAGCGCUAACUACCACGUGGUUACUCUAGGACUGCAACUAUCGAUUAUUUUAGUAUUCAAUUAAUUGAACUAGUUAGUUCGAAUAAUCGAUAAGAAACAUAAACAGUUAUAAUACCUGAAUUGAGCCUCAAACGGUUUAAAAAAAUAAACAAAAUAACAAUUGGCUAACUUACGUACAUAGCAAAAGUCCGCUAGCUUAAAUGCUCUAAAAUGCUAAGGUUUUGUUUUGUUUUUUUUUGCCCGCACUUUUAAACGUAGCACUUUCAAAUGUAUCCCCGAAAAUUUCAAAAAAAUUUCAGCCAAGAAAUCAUAAAACAGAAACAUUGUGACGUUAGCUUAGGCUAAUUUGAAAUGUGAUUGGCACAAAAGUGACAAAAUAUAAUGGAUAUACCUAAAAUAAUAAUUGGUGUAAAUGAAGUGGAAAAUUGCAAGGAAAUAUUAGUGCUAACUACCACAUGGAUAGUCUAGGACUGCAACUAUCAAUUAUUUUAGUAUUCGAUUAAUCGAUGAACUAGUUAAUUCGAAUAAUCGAGUAAUCGGAUAACGAACAUAAAGAGUUGUAAUACCUGAACUGAGCCUCAAUCGGUAUUAAAAAAAAUAAAGAAAUGAGGAUCUAAGUACAACUAACUUAUUAAAAGUCCGCUAGCUUAAAUGCUCUAAAAUGCAAUUUUAAAAAAAAUUUUUUUUUUUAUUGGGUAAUGCUCUAAAGAAAUGGUUCAAACACAUAUUCCCACAAAAACGGCUAAUUAUACCUCUAAACUAAAUUACAAAAACCAUUAACUCGAACAAAAACUUAUGUUGGUCUUAACAGUGAGCAGCUGGAUUUAGCCAUGUGAAAUGAAUUAUAUACACUGUUGCCACUAGAGGCCAGUUUAUCCACCCAAAUAAACUAAAUGCAAACACUUUCAAAACAAACCAUUACAGCCCCACUUUCAUCAAACGAAAACUCGAAGCAACAAAAUUUGAAUCUUUUUUCUAAUUGUAAUCGAAUUACUCGAGUGAAUCGAUUAAUCGUUGCAGCACUAGUAUACUCUGAAUACUACGCAAUUUCAAGUGCAUUUGCCGUUGUGGACUAGCGCACACUCGUGCGCUUCUCUAACGCCGCCGCCUUCGUGGUGGUCGUGGUGGCGCCGACUCGCAAUUUUUGUCACAAAGGAAAAAAAAGACAACUUGAGCUUGUUUGUAGUCCAAGUGUACGUCUGCUCGCUCUUACAUCUCGAGGUUUAUGUUUUGUAAUAAAUGUCGUGCUGGCUUUUUCAACUCUUUGUUCGUUUGGCGAUACGCAUGUUUAUGUAACAGAUGUUGUUGAUUUUUGGGGGGGUUCUACAUCGGUUAUUAUUUGUAAUGCUUGUACUGUAACUACUACAAAUGUGUAUCGUAGUUUUUCUUGCACUUUUUACACCAUCUCGGAGCUGGCGGUGCCUCUUUAAUUUGUCGUCACAUCAUUAUGUGUGUGUGUUUGUGUUGUAUCAGCCUGCCAUUGGUACAUGCGCGCACACACUUUUUGCUUGUAAACACAUGCUCUUUGUUUUGAAUAGAGGAGUAAUAAAAAGCAUUCGCACCCACCAGUGUCAAACUUCUUUAUAUAAUCAAAUAAAAUACAAGUUUUUUUCAAAUCAGGAUAAAUACAGUGGCAUGAAAAAGUAUCUGUUUGGAAUGUCUCACAUCUCUGCAUAAAAUCAUCAAAUAUGAUCUGAUCUUUGUCAAAAUCACACAGAUGAAAAAACUCUGCUUUAACUAAAACCACCCAAACAUUUAUAGGUUUUAAUAUUUUAAUGAGAUGGUAUGCAAACUGACAGAUGGGGGAAAAAUAAGUAAAUGAACCAUCACAUUUAAUUUUUGUGGCUUCAACCAGACGCUUCCUGUAGCUGCAGAUCAGUCUGGCACAUGGAUCAGGAUUAAUCUUGGCCCAUUUUUCUCAAAACUGCUGUAGUUCAGUCAGAUUCCUGGGAUGUUUGCAUUAAUCACUGUCUUUAGGUCAUGCCACAGCAUCUCAAUGGGGUUCAAGUCUGGACUUUGACUUGGCCACUCCAGAACGUGUAUUAUGUUCUUCUGAAACCAUUCUGAAGUUGAUUUACUUCUGUGUUUUGGAUCAUUGUCUUGUUGCAGCAUCCAUCCUCGUUUUAACUUCAACUGUCUGACAGACGGCCUCAGGUUUUCCUGCAAAACAUCAUGAUAAACUUUUGAAUUCAUUCUUCCAUUAUGAUUGCAAGUUGUCCAGGCCCUGAGGACGCAAAACAGCUCCAAAUCAUGAUGGUCCCUCCACAAUGCUUCACGGUGGAGAUGAGGCGUUGAUGUUGGUGAGCUGUUCCACUUUUCCUCCACACAUGACGAUGUGUGUUACUCCCAAACAAUUCAACUUUGGUUUCAUCAGGCCACAAAAUAUUUUGCCAAAACUUCUGUGGAGUGUCCAAGUGCCUUUUUGCGAACACUAAAUGAGCAACAAU